AUCUAAGAAAAAAAAGGGUGCAGAUAUUUUUACAAACCGGAUAGGUUAGAUAUUUUUUAAAAUAAUAUUUUUCAAAACACCGAAAUAGGACACGUGUUCCUCACUCCUCAAUUGCUGACGCUUCCUCCCGAUUCUCUCCUCAAGAACAAGCAAUACGAUUAAGACGCGUGUCCUCUCCUCUCACCUCAUAACAAUUUCCUUCACAUCACAACCAACCAUUAAACCGACACGUUUCGGUUUAAACUCACCCUUUAAGACACAUAUAUAUCAUCGCCUUCAAAAAAACCUUAAACUAUAAUUUUUUUUCUUUCCCCCAAAAUCUCUAAACAUAAAAAUUAGUUUUAAAAGGGAAAGAAAAAAGAGAAAUGAAUGCGAAUACUAACCGGAGGUUCAAACCUUCGCCGUCGCCGCAGGGCUCCGAGUCUGACGACUCCGGCAUCUUCAACGAGCGGAUACUUCUUCUUGUGUUUCGGACGAUCAAGUGGGAUUUGCGAACGCUUUGCAUUACAGCUUCUCUUAAUCGAAAGCUUCGAGCCAUAGCUGAGAGAUUGCUAUGGCGAGAACUCUGUUUCAAUCGAGCUCCUCGAAUGUUAGCUGCAUUGACUACUGGAGCUCCCAAUGCUCGAGUCGGCGGUGGAUGGAACGCGCUUGCUAAGUUGAUGUUCUUCUGCUGUGGUUGCCAGUCCAGCCGUCAUUUCAAGGUGGCUCAGCCUUUGCCAGGACACUUUGUUCACGAAUCGCGCUUCUCCAAAACCUCAGGCCAGAGCUUCCUCACCAAGAAAUGCCGGGGAGAUUUGCUUUAUGUGAGCGAUCCUUGUGAGCAUUCUAAUGGGAGGGAUGAGGAUAAUUUAGGGAUUUACAGAGGAAUCUUUCGGGGAUUUAUGAGAUCGAAAACUAGGGCAUUCUUGAUUAAACGAGAGGUGAGGUUGGAAGAAACAACCAGAUGCCCCUAUUGUGGGGCUCGGGUAUGGAGUAUGACAACGGCUCGACUCGUGCCAAAGAGCGUGGCGAGGCGGCUUGGGACACACGAUGGAGGUCUUGAAUAUUUUGUUUGUGUGAAUGGGCAUUUACAUGGCUCUUGUUGGCUUGUUCCUUUAUCAUCAGAGGAGGACGAUGGUGGAAACAGCAAGGAUGUGGACGAUGAAGAGGAGGAGGAGGAGGAGGAAGAGGAGGUGGAGUGUUAUGGAGAAGUUGGUGAGAUGGGGUUCGAUGAUCGAACGGUGACGGACGAAAGCAGGAGCUCGAGGGGGGGAGGGCCAGUGCCGACGGGACAGAUUAGAACGAAGUUAAAGGUGGGGAUGGAGUAGAAACUAGAAAGGAUGUUGGAUUUGGGAAGAGAAUUGUUGUUGAAAUUGAAGAGAAAGGAUUAGAACAAAUUUAGUGGUUAACAAGUGAGCAGCAGAUCGAAGAUAGAUUGGAACAUGAAGAAAUUGAGUAUUUUGGUACGCUGGUUUUGGGGUCAGCAUUACUACUUUCAACAUAGAAUUAUGUUUUCCAAUACACUGAUUGUACUGACUUUCAACAUACAAUUAUGUUUCCAAUACACUGAUCAUCAAAUUAAUCGCACCAAACACUGUCUAACCAAUGAAAGAGGAGCUCCAAAUAGAUUUGAUUAAUAAGGAAUCAACCCUAGGUAAUUUCAUUCCUUGAGGGGAUGGAAUUUUAAGAACAAGGCUGGAACACUAUUGAAGUUUGCCUUGAGAGUUCUUUCGUGGUGUUUUUGAUUGAAACAAAAGGGAAGAACCUUUGAAGAUAAGUCCAUGUCUUUUGAUUUUUGAUUUUUGUUUUUUGAUUUUUUUUUUUAUUAUUAUUAUUUUUUAUUUUUUUUUAGAUUUUGCACAGCUGAAUGCUCUUGGUGAUGCCAUAGCUAUAGAAAAAUCUUUUGUAAUUCCCCUUCAUCAAUGACUCUUUUUGACUGGAAGGUAAUUUGUAAGUAGUUUUAAUUGGGUGGGGACUAUCUCAUCCCCUAUCUCUUAGGCAGUCUUCUUUGUUUUGUUGCAGAAUGCAUAUUCUAGUUUCUUACAAAAAUAAUAAUAAUAAUAUAACAGAGAAAAUCAUGGUUUGUGUU
Messenger RNA from Cucumis sativus (cucumber), 2068 nucleotides. Its product is annotated as EID1-like F-box protein 3. Lineage: Eukaryota; Viridiplantae; Streptophyta; Magnoliopsida; Cucurbitales; Cucurbitaceae. The coding region runs from base 366 to 1307 and encodes 313 amino acids. The transcript is spliced from 2 exons. The record is from RefSeq and is a predicted model, not a curated record.